UGUUACUGGUUUUUCUCUCAGACUAGAGAAGAUGAGUGAUUUCAAAGUUGAGGAAGAGGACACAUACUCUCAAUUCCCCAGCGGUCUGUGCGGGAGUGAGCAGUCUGAAGAGGAACCUCCAGACUUCAGAGAUGAACCCGGACCCUCAGACACAAAAGGGAAGAGGAAGAGUCCUGUUCCUGUGGAGGAGCAGCUGUCUAGCUGUGCUCUGUGUCAGGACGUCCUGAAGGAUCCAGUCUCUACCAGCUGUGGACACUGGUUCUGCAGACAGUGCAUCACCUCAUACUGGGAGCAGAGACCUCCAUCAGGAGACUCCUGCUGUCCUCAGUGUCGAGAAAGAUGCAACAUUCUACAAACAGAACGUGGUCUGCAGGAGGUUCUAGAUGAACAUAGGCUCAGUCUGAGGAGGAGAUGUGAACGUGUGACUGAAGGAACUGAUGAAAGUGAAACCCUCCUCAACAGGAUCUUCACUGAGCUCUACAUCACACAAGGCCAGAGUGAAGAGGUUAAUACCCAGCAUGAGGUGAGGCAGCUGGAGACAGCUUCCAAGAAGAAGCCCCUCCAUGACACUCCAAUCAAGUGCCAGGACAUCUUUAAAGCCUCACCUGACCAACAGACUCCCAUCAGAGCGGUCCUGACCAACGGAGUCGCUGGAGUUGGAAAAAGCUUCUCAGUGCAGAAGUUCACUCUGGACUGGGCCGAGGGUUUGGGAAACCAAGAUGUCAGUCUGGUGAUCCCGCUCUCCUUCAGGGAGCUGAACCUGAUCAAAGGUGAGCAGUACAGUCUUCUCAGGCUGCUCCAUGUUUUCCAUCCCACCUUACAGAAGGUCACAGCAGAGCAGCUGGCUGUCUGCAAAGUGCUGUUCAUCUUUGACGGCCUGGAUGAAAGCAGACUUUCUCUGGACUUCACAAACAAUGAGGUUGUGUCUGAUGUCUCACAGCAGUCCUCAGUCAACGUGCUGCUGACAAACCUCAUCAGGGGGAAGCUGCUUCCCUCGGCUCUCGUCUGGAUAACUUCCAGACCUGCAGCGGCCAAUCAGAUCCCUCCUGAGUGUGUGGACAGGGUGACAGAAGUACGAGGCUUCACUGACGCCCAGAAGGAGGAGUACUUCAGGAGGAGAUGGAGUGAUGAAGACCUGUCCAGCAGAAUCAUCUCUCACAUCAAGAGCUCCAGGAGCCUCCACAUCAUGUGUCUGAUCCCAGUCUUCUGCUGGAUCACUGCUGCAGUUCUGGACCACAUGUUGACUACAGACCAGAGAGGAGAGCUGCCCAAGACCCUCACUGACAUGUACGCACACUUCCUGCUGGUCCAGACCAAGAGGAAGAAGCAGAAGUAUGAAGAGGGACAUGAGACGAGUCCACAGCAGCUGACGGAGGCUGACAGGGAGCUUCUUCUGAAGCUGGGGAGGCUGGCGUUUGAACAUCUGGAGAAAGGAGACAUCAUGUUCUACCAAGAAGACCUGCAGCGCUGUGGUCUUGGUGUCACCGAGGCCUUGGUGCACUCAGGAGUUUGUACAGAGAUCUUCAAAAGAGAGAGUGUGAUCUUCCAGAAAACAGUCUACUGCUUUGUUCAUCUGAGCAUUCAGGAGUUCCUGGCUGCAGUCUACAUGUUGCACUGUUACACCAACAGAGACACAGCGGUACUGAAGGACUUCCUGCAGGGAGACUAUAGCAACAGGUAUAACAGAGAUCAGGAUUACCCAUCCCUGGAUGUCUUCCUGGAGGGAGCCAUGGAGAAAUCCCUCCAAAGUAAAAAUGGCCACCUGGACCUGUUUAUCCGCUUCCUCCACGGCCUCUCUCUGGAGUCCAACCAGAGACUGUUAGGAGGCCUGCUGGGUCGCACAGGCAAGCGUCCAACAAUCAUCGAGAGACUCUUCAGAGGCCGGCUGGGUCGCACAGACAACAGACCAGAAACCAUCCAGAGAGCCAUCAGCAACCUGAAGGAGAUGAACAGUUAUAACAUCUCUCCUGAGAGGAGCAUCAACAUCUUCCACUGUCUGACAGAGAUGAAGGACCACUCAGUAACUCAGGAGAUCACAGAGUUCCUGAAGUCAGGGAACAGAUCAGAGGAACUCUCUGAGAUCCACUGCUCUGCUCUGGCCUACAUGCUGCAGAUGUCAGAGGAGGUUCUGGAUGAGUUGGACCUGAGGAAGUACAACACAUCAGAUGAGGGACGACGGAGACUGAUUCCAGCUGUGAGGAACUGCAGGAAGGCCGAACUUACUGACUGUAGACUCUCAGAGACUGACUGUGAAGUCGUGGCCUCAGCUCUGAAGUCUAACCCCUCCCACCUGAGAGAUCUGGACCUGAGUCGGAACGCUCUGGAGGAUUCAGGAGUGGAGCUGCUGAGUUCUGGACUGAAGAGUCCAAACUGCAGACUGGAGGCUCUGAGACUGGAGUUCUGCAGUUUGUCAGAGAUCAGCUGUUCUGCUCUGAUCUCUGCUCUGAAGUCCAACCUCCAUCUGAGACAUCUGGACCUGAGUAACAACGAGCUGCAGGAUUCAGGAGUGAAGCUGCUGAGAGAUCUUCUGGAGAGUCCAGACUGCAGACUGGAGACUCUCAGACUGGAGAGCUGCAGGUUGUCAGAGAUCAGCUGUUCUGCUCUGAUCUCAGCUCUGAAGUCCAACCCCUCCCAUCUGAGAGAUCUGGACCUGAGUAACAACGAUCUGCAGGUUUCAGGAGUGGAGCUGCUGAGAGAUCUUCUGGAGAGUCCAGACUGCAGACUGGAGACUCUCAGACUGUGGGGCUGCAGCUUGUCAGAGAUCAGCUGUUCUGCUCUGAUCUCAGCUCUGAAGUCCAACCCCUCCCAUCUGAGAGAUCUGGACCUGAGUGGGAACAGGCUGCAGGAUUCAGGAGUGAAGCUGCUGAGAGAUCUUCUGGAGAGUCCAGACUGCAGACUGGAGACUCUCAGGAUCAAUGGAGAGACGAUCAGAGCCAAGAUCCAGAAGACCUGUGACUCCGAUGUGGAACAGGAAGUGAAGACAGACAGAGAGGCUCCUCAAUCCUUCUCACCUGAACUCACAACUGAGUCUUCAUACAGGUUCAGGUGUCCUGGUCCAGGUGAGUUCCAGUGUGCUUCGACUGGCCUGGUGUUCGUCAUGGCUCAGGAGGCGGAGCUUCUGUACAGGGCGGUCCCUUGGGAGGAGAGCCUCCUCCAAUCAGCUGGCAAGCAGGCAGCAGGGCCGCUGUUCGACGUGAAGAGUUCUGAUGAAGCUGCCAUCUGCCAGCUCCACCUGCCACACAGUGAGACAGAGGAUGCGCUGCUCCUGGACGGCCUGUUGUCUGUCGUCCACAUCACUGAUGAAGGCCUGAGCAUCUUGGAGCCGCUGGAGGUCACACGCACUCACGUGGUGGUGAAGGUGCUUCACCUCUCUCCGUUUGGCCUCAUCAUCGAUAAAUUGAAAAGGCUUCUAAAGUGGCGGAUAAAUGGCCAAGUUCUGGUGUUCCUACGACCCCCGGGCCGAGAGGAGCAAAUACUGGAUGUAUUUCUGCUGCACAACAACGUCCCUGAGGAGGAGGUUGUUAAAAAACACAAACGGGCUGUGAACAUCCCAAUCUCCUCCGACUGUGAGCUGGACAUUGAUCACAGUUACAGUGUGCACUGUGAACCUGAGGGCUUCUUCAUUCAGCCUGAGAGUAAAACAUUUAAAUCCAUGUUUGGACCAAACUACCAUCCGACAUUUCAAGUGUCCCUGAUGACGAGCACAGAGAGAGUGUUCUUGAAGGUCAAGGACCAAGGUGGAAAUGAAGUCUGGAAUUAUCGCGUGUCACUGGAAGAUCCAAGGAAGGAAUUGUCCCAGAUAAAUGUCCCAGCAGAGAGCAGAGUCCCAGCAGAGAGCAGAGUCCCAGCAGAGAGCAGAGUCCCAGCAGAGAGCAGAGUCCCAGCAGAGAGCAGAGACCCAGCAGAGAGCAGAGUCCCAGCAGAGAAGUGGCGGCUCUUUCGGACAGAGUUCAUUAACAGAAUGACUGAAACUGUCCUUAACGACCUUCUGGAUAAACUCCUUGAGUCUGGAGUGAUCAGGACAUCUGAAAUGGAGUCAGCCAGAGCCAAAUCCCAAAAUAAGGGAGCACGAGACGGAGCACGAGAGGUGGUGGACGCGGUGCAAAAAAAAGGAGUAGCAGCCAGCAAGGUUCUGAUCAAAGCUCUCCGUGAGCUGGACCCGCUUCUUUACGAAGAGCUCAACAAGAAAAACCUCGUGGAGUGAGUGUGAAAGCCCCUGCUAGUUUUGUACGUUGCUAACUGUAACUAGAGAUGGGUGUCAGGUACUGAAUUGUUACCGGUACCUGAUUGGCCAGGUGAUGUGGCCGUCUGACCGCCAGCAGCGCAGACCCUAAAGCCACCUUUUCUUUCAUUUAUUUUAUACAAAAACAUAUAUGAACAUCAUAUAUUUUGAAUACAAACCAAUUGACAUCAGGGGGAGACAUAUGUUAUAAAAACCAAUGCUAUAACUGUCCAAGUCUGUUCAUACCGUGUACCUGUUGUCUGUCUUCUUCUGCUGUUCCCUUUAGUGUUUAUUUCCUGUCAGUCUGUUUAAUUACUUUUUUUGCACUUACUGAGAGAAAAGAGGAGGAUUUAAACACAGACAUGUUACAUUUGAUAUGUGAUUCAACUUGUAACACUGUUCAAACUGCCUCUGUGAAUAAAUUCAUUAUUAUUAAAAACAUGAAUUAAAAACAAA
This is a messenger RNA of Gymnodraco acuticeps, 4678 nucleotides long. Its product is annotated as protein NLRC3-like. Gene Ontology annotation, biological process: regulation of apoptotic process. Lineage: Eukaryota; Metazoa; Chordata; Actinopteri; Perciformes; Bathydraconidae. Bases 32 to 4204 code for a protein of 1390 amino acids. The transcript has 15 exons. Gene Ontology annotation, molecular function: metal ion binding; protein binding. The record is from RefSeq and is a predicted model, not a curated record.